This is a messenger RNA of Nilaparvata lugens (brown planthopper), 1346 nucleotides long. RefSeq lists its product as uncharacterized. The coding region runs from base 181 to 954 and encodes 257 amino acids. The record is from RefSeq and is a predicted model, not a curated record. The transcript is spliced from 2 exons. Lineage: Eukaryota; Metazoa; Arthropoda; Insecta; Hemiptera; Delphacidae.
GUUAGUGCUCAGUGACAACUGGAUUCAGUUAGUGAAGUUAUCCGUAUUCCGUCAUUUGUUUAUAUUCAAUUCAUUCAUUAAUUUAUUGUUCAAAUUAUACGCAAUUCAAUUCAUUAAGUAGGAUACAUUCGUUAGAUACCGCAGUUUGUUUCAUAAUAUUAUAUCGUUGGCGGUUGAAUCAUGACUGAAAAAUGGAGUGCAGAUGAUACGUUAAAAAUAAUUCGGGAGUUUCGCGCCAAAGAAUGCCUAUGGAACCGGAAACUGUCGUCAUUCAAAGACAAAGUUGAAAAGGAACAGGCAUUCCAAAAAAUCGCCGAAAACAUGAACAUUGUUGGCUUCGGAGCGGACGAUGCUAAAAGGAAAAUGAGAACGCUUCGAUCCACCUAUCAUCAGGAGAAGAAAAAAAUACAGUUAUCGUUACUGUCCGGCGAUUCUCCAUAUUAUGUGACGAAUUUAGGGUGGUACAGCGAGAUGGAGGAUUUAUUGAGCUGCGUACAUGAGAGCCAAUCUCUGUCGGUGGAAAAUGCUUCCCAUCCAUCAGUGAAAGCAGACUUCAACAUGCCUGAACUAUUAUUCGUAGACGAUGACAUUGAAAUCGAGUGUCCGAUUGACCCCCUCGCAAGCGGACCUUCGAAAAGAAAACUGAGAAUAACUUCUUCGUUUUCCGACACACCAUCACCACCAGAAAAAAGGAAAAUCACAGCUGAGGACAACGAACGUUUACUAACAAAUCUGGUUGAACAAUUGCAAACAAUCUCUAACAAUUGCAAUGUGCAAGUGGACAAAGGUGAUUGCUAUGAUAAUUUCGGCAAGUAUGUUUCAUCGAUGUUACGUAGCAUUGGACCUCCGACUGCAAUGAGGCUCCAGGAGAAGAUUACUUCCCUCCUCACUAAUGCUAUGUGCCCACACAAUAAUACUCGUGAACAAUCUACUUCAAGUGACUUUUACCAAUAGAAUAGUAUUAUAUCGUUUAUUUAUAUUAUAAGUAGUAAUAUUUGCCCUGAUACUCUGGAGAGAUGUGUUACUCGACUGACUAUUAGAUUGAAUGUACCGUUGAAUGAACAAAAGUAUAAUUCUUAUUACUGAUUGUAUAAAACAUAUUUGAUUUACUGAGUUUUACUUGUACAGUAUAUUCAUUACCAUAGAAGACACCCAUACCUGACGGGUUCUUCAAAUGAGUUACAGUAUUUGAAUAAUAAGGCUGAAAUCUAGAAGUUUCCAGUAAAAUGUUAUAUUUUCAAUAAAAAUUUUAAUUAUAAAUAAAUAUGAAUUGGCAUUUUUAAAUAAAAAUUUGAGAAUAAAUUAUACUUGAUCGAAUAAGGAAUGAAAAGUGAAUUGCUUUACUA